UACUUUUGGCAAUAUAGUGUACCUUACCAUACCUUUUUGUUUUCUGGAGUUUUCUUCAAUUGCAGAUGCGUGACACUGCAGAGCCCACGGAGAUACUCCAGUCCAGGUUUUUACAAGGCUGCUCCUGUCAUGGCAGCUCAGACAUGAUGCGCUGAGGGGCGCACUUCAGCACAUGAAUCCAAGUCCACGUUCCACCCAGCUGCAUCUUCUAUAUAGGGAUUUUACCACCAAGCCUUGAUGGGAUGCAGCGUGUUGCUUCCACGGCAAGGAGCGCUGCCUCCAAUGCACUUGCAUGCAUGUUUAUCGUACAACAUGAAACGCUUUGAUCUUUUGACUUGCAACGAAUGACAACACAAAGGUCGCCGCUGUCAGACGCGGAGAGGAGCGCAUCUCUGCAGUUGGAAGACUCUAUAGUACUCCGGGGAGAAUGCCUGAAUCUACCCUGAAAGCUGGUCGAUAGCGGCAGAGAUAGCUACGGUACCGGCGGAAGAGGAGGCGGAAGCAGCACAUUCGGAGGCCCGGUAGCGGCUCCCCUCGGACCGAAGGCGAGCCCGCAGAGGAAGGAGGAGGACUGCAGCACCAUGGACAGCUCAGAUAUGGAUGCCAAUUAUGGCGGAGGACUGUUGGAUAUGGUGAAGGGCGGAGCUGGAAAGUUCUUCAGUAACUUCAAAGACAACCUCAAGGACACGCUAAAAGACACUUCCACCAAGGUCAUGCAUCAGGUUGCCACGUACACGAAAGGGGAGCUGGACAUUGCCUACAUCACGUCGCGAAUCAUAGUGAUGACUUACCCAGCAGAGUCUGUGCAGAUUGGCUACCAAAACCACGUGGAAGACAUCCGAUCGUUCCUUGACAGUCGCCAUGCUGACCACUACACUGUCUUCAACCUGUCACAGCGCAACUACCGUGGCGCCAAAUUUUCCAACAGGGUUUCAGAGUGUAAUUGGCCUUCUCGCCAGGCUCCCAGCCUGCACAACCUGUUCGCUGUGUGUAAGAACAUGCACAACUGGCUCAAACAGAACCCCAAGAAUGUGUGUGUCAUCACCUGCUCGGAUGGCCGCGCUCCUUCAGGUGUGUUAGUUUGUGCCAUGUUUUGCUUCUGCCACCUCUUCAGUCAUCCAGAUCCUGCCAUGCACCUCCUCAGCGCCAAGAGACCAGGCUCGGGCCUGUGGCCUUCACACCGCAGGUACAUCGGCUAUGUCUGCAGCAUGGUGUCAGACAAGCCCAGUCUCCCCCACACAAAACCCCUGACGAUCAAGGCUCUCACCAUCAGCCCGGUUCCUUGUUUCAACAAGCAACGCAGUGGCUGUCGGCCCUUCUGCGACGUCCUCAUUGGAGAGACCAAAAUCUUUACCACGGCACAGGAGUAUGAGAGAAUGAGAGAGCACAGAAUUCAAGAGGGGAAAGUGGUCUUUCCUCUUGGCGUCAGCGUUCAAGGAGAUGUGGUUGUUUCGGUCUAUCACAUGCGGUCCACAAUUGGAGGACGUCUGCAAGCCAAGGUGUCCAACACACAAAUUUUCCAGAUCCAGUUCCACACUGGCUUCAUUUCCCCCGGAACGCCCAUGUUAAAAUUUAACAAACCCGAGCUGGAUGCAUGCGACUCUCCAGAUAAGUACCCACAGCUGUUUCAUGUCAUACUGGACGUGGAGGUGGAACGGCAAGACAAGCAGAAAGACCUGACACCACCUUGGGAGCAGUUCCCAUCCAAAGACCUGAGUGCCAAUGUGCUCUUCUCCUGCCAUCAGGAGCAUCAGGACGCACUCGCCAUUGCCGAGCCGAGCAGGCCGCACGGAGGCCCUGAUGGCCGAGGCCAUGGCGAGGAGAGCGAGCCCUCUGAUGAUGAGAUGCUUUCGCUCUCCAGUCAGCGUAGCAGCACCAGCACAGCCCCCCACAAACCGGAGCCGCCUGCUUCAAUGCCCACAGCCCCCGACACUUCGUCUGCGGAAGUGGAUCUUCUAGGUCUGGAUGGGGAGGAGGUCAAGCAGCCGUGUCCUCCGUCCCAGCCUCUAUCCUCUGCAGGUGCAACCACCGACCUCCUGGGGGACUUGUUUGGGGGUCCAACCCAGCCCACAAGCGGCCCAACCCAGCCCACAAGCGGCCCUUCAUCUGCCCACUCCACCCCACAUAAAGUAGUGCCCUGCUCUGCCUCGCCUUGUCCUUCCCCUGCCCCACCAGUGUUUGACCCUUUUAAGACCGGUCCCAUACCGAAGCCUCAGGAGAUGAUGGGUUCAUUCCUCGGACCAGGUAACAUAGGGCAGCCAGACCCCUUCCUGCAUGCUGCUCGCUCUCCAUCCCCCACCCUUCAGCCCACAAGCUUUGGUCGGAGUUCCCCCGUUCAUACUGGCACCCCAGCUGUCAACAUUCAGCAGCAAAAUGUCAUGGGAGGUUGGGAAUGGAACAGAACCGUUACCACAAACACAGGAGGAGGUUUGGGAAUGGGCAGUCGAUCAGCCACUACAAGCCCAACAAGUUCAGUCCACAGCACACCCACCCAUCAAACCAAGCCAAAUACGCUGGACCCUUUUGCUGACAUAGGCAACCUCGGGGGAAGCCUUAAAGGAGGUUCUGGAUUCUCCAGCAAGCCCACAACACCAACAGGGACGACCCCUUCCUUUCCUCCCAUGGGUUCCCCUUCUCGGCCGCCUCCAUCUCCCCAGCAUGCGGCAGGGUGGCAGCCCCAAUCAGGAGCGGGUUUCCCAUCAUGGCAGCCUAACGCUGGUGCUGGAGGAUGGCAAGCGCAAGGACAAAGCCCCACUCCACAGCCGAAGCCCAGCCCCAGCCACACGCCCAUGUCUCACACUUCCCCGCAGAACCGACCCAACUACAACAUUAGCUUCUCUCCGAUGGGGGGUGGGUCACCCAGUGCAGGGGCUAAAGCACAGACAGGAAUUGGCCCUAAUAAGCCCAAGGCCUCUGAUGCCAACUUUGAUGACCUGCUGUCUGGUCAAGGCUUUGCAGGGGCCAAAGACAAGAAAGGACCUAGGACUAUAGCAGAAAUGAGAAAGGAGGAAAUGGCCAAAGAGAUGGACCCUGAGAAAAUAAAGAUUCUGGAUUGGAUUGAGGGGAAGGAGCGGAACAUCCGAGCCCUCCUUUCCACUAUGCAUACAGUGUUGUGGGAAGGAGAAACACGUUGGAAGCCUGUAGGCAUGGCUGACCUGGUCACUCCAGAUCAGGUCAAAAAGGUUUACCGCAAAGCCGUCCUCGUCGUGCACCCAGAUAAGGCAACAGGGCAGCCCUAUGAACAAUACGCCAAGAUGAUUUUCAUGGAACUAAAUGACGCCUGGUCUGAAUUUGAAAGUCAAGGACAAAAAGCUCUCUACUGAAGGAGAAGCCAGCGAUGAGAAGACCCCGACAUGUCACCACUCUGGUCGACAUUCUUACAGCCAUGUUGAGACGGCAGCGUCCAGACCAACUGAGUAUAGCCUCCUACUGUAUGUUUUGGUGCAAUAUCAUCAUUCUUCCUCCUUGUGGCUCUGGACAAACUCACCCGUCAAAGCACACACAAUGGGACGUCUGGGGAAGAUUAGAAGUGAAGACAUCAAACUAGAAGAAGACACACAAGAUAAGAUAAGAGACAAACGCAUGAAUGAACUGAACAAGAAUAAGAGAUCAAGUUAGCUGCAUAGAGACUUAGUACCAUGUGUGGUACAUUCUCCUUAUUCAGUUAUUAUUGACUCCCAAGCCAGCGUUUCCCAUCUUUAAAUCGACUAUGAGUUGACAAAAAGAGAAAAUAGUACAAUAACAGCAGGUCAAUAAGUCCACAAUUUGACAUCAUUUUAACGUAUACACCUAAGCGUUGUGCUUUUACAUGUUGGCUUUAAAAGAUGAACAAAUCCUGAGAGCCAACGUCCUCUGCAGUUAAUAUUUGUGUUAUUUUGCAUAACAGGGCUAUUUUUUUUUUUCAAAACUCUUGACAAAAGAAAUAGACCAAAAACAAAUGUCUACUGCAGAGGAUGCUGGUUCUUAGGAGGACACACAGGAAGCACCUUGAGGCCUCAUUCUGUAUAAUAACUAACAUAAUAAAAUAGAUUUUCAAGGGUACCUAUGGAAAUGUUUUGGUUAAGCACAAAUCUGAAUCAGUGCAGUCGGGAUGGAAAUUUUACAACUACUCCCGAUUUCGAUUUGAUUCAAAUUCUUGGCGUGAUAAUUUGAUUCAAAAUUGUCGAUUCAAACCAGUACUUGCAAUAUAUUAUUUGGUUUUAGGAUUAUAAUAAAACAUUUUAAAAAGAGGUUACAAAAGCUCAUAUUGGCUGCUUGACGUAUGACAAUGGGUAAGCACGCAGAUGGCCUAAAAAAACAUUUUCAGAAAUGUAUUAUUAAAAUAAUAAUUAAACAAUCGAUUGUUAGAAAUUAAAAAUCGUUUUAGAAUCAAAAUAAACACAAAUCUGGAUACUGAUGUAAAUCGAUUUUUUAAGCAUACAAACUGUGCAGCUCUUAAGAAAGGCCUUUAUUCAUUCAUAAAUUCAUUUUACCUGCUGCUUUGGCUCAUUUAUUUAUUGAAAAUAUUCCAGAUCUCUGAGACGACCCGAACUAACACGGCAUUUGUGUGUGUCGAAUAGUUCUCAAACUACCAAAUUAUACAGCAGCAAAGAUCAUCUUAAUAUAUGUUGUUCCCCCAAUGUGGUUAUAUUUAAUGCAAUACAAGUUUAUUUUUAAUGGUUUAUCAUUUUAAAAGUAAUUAUAUCAUACUUAUGUUUUUGUUUAAUGUAAGUCAAACGGUACUGUAAACAAUGUAAUGAAAUGUAUUUCCAUGUUUAUUACUUGAUGCCAUGAGUUUGUAAGACCAUUUUUAUCACAGCACUGACACUUUUAUUUUAGUUUUUUUAAGAAUAGUCACAGAGCAAUAGCGGCACCGCGUCAUAUCCAAUUAUUUCAGCAGCUGUAUAUUUUGCAGAUGCUGAUGUUAUUUUGGUAUGUGAACUAUGCUGAAUAAUAGCAAUCGCCCUUGGUUCAUUUGACUCCUGCUGUCAUUUGAAAGGAAAUCAACACUUUAACUAUUGCCGUGUCUAUUUAUCUGAAAGGGUUCACUUUUACAAAAUGUCUUUCAUUUGUUGGAAUUGAAAGUUUUCGAGACGCUACAAGACUGAAAAUGCUGGGUUCCGAAAUGGUUCGAAUACUAAUAAGUACAGUGGACGCUCAACAAGACCGCAGUUAAGACACUUGGAAAUAAUUCAAACUGUGAAAUAAUUGCAGACAGAGGAAGUGCACUGUGUGUGCUUCUGUGCUCUACUGAGGACCUACAGUAUGUACACGUGGAGAAAAAAGCCCUCAUAAGCUCCUUUACUGACUGAAAUAUCCAGCUACUGUCUUACAAGUAGGCUAAAAACAAUAAUAACCCCUGUGUUGUACUCAGUGGACGUGUGUAGAUUGUAUGGAAGUGAUUUGGACUAUUGUAUGUUUUGUGUUUUUGCCUGUCUGCUGUUAAAGUAUUACUAAACUGUAAAAUACCCUUUGUUUGCUUGAAUUGCAUUUUACUAUUCACAAUCCUUUGUUUUCUGCGCGGUAUAGCUCGGUUGGUAGAGUGGACGUGCCAGCAACUUGAGGGUUCCCGGUUCGAUUCCCCGCUUCUGCCAUCCUAGUCACUGCCAAUCAAUCAAUCAAUCAAUGUUUAUUUAUACAGCCCUAAAUCACAAGUGUCUCAAAGGGCUGCACAAGCCACAACGACAUCCUCGGUUCAGAGCCUACAUAAGGGCAAGGAAAAACUCACAGCCCAGUGGGAUGUCAAUAUGAAUGACUAUGAGAAACCUUGGAGAGGACCGCAGAUGAGGGUGACCUCCCCCCCUAUACGGGAGACCGGAUGCAAUGGACGUCGAGUGGGUCUAGCACAGAUCUGGGCAAAUUAAGGCCCGGGGGCCACAUGCGGCCCGUUAAGUAUUUCAAACUGGCCCGCCGGACAUUCCCAAAAAAUUUUUUUAGAUCUUUAAGAUGGAAACUGUAGCUGCCAUUAUGAUGUGCAGUCAUGUUUUCAAAUGACCGUAAGUCUUGAACUAUACAAAGUAUUUCAAUGGUUGGAAUCUGCGCUUUUGCAUGAUAUACUUGUUACUAUGGUAAUCUAAUUACCGUAGUUACUAUGGUAAUUAAUUAGUUACUAUGGUAAUCUAAGUCACAGCAGCUCAGACAAGGCACCAAGCAGUGGGCGUGGGGAGUGUGUCAGCCUGAAAUGUGGGUGUCGGGGACAGACGUGGAAGAAGAUUUUUAACAACAAAGUUUUAAAGCUUAGUGAUAUAUCAGAUCGUAUAUUGUAUUUUUACCCUUUGCGUUCAUAUUUUGCUUUUGUCGCAUUUUUGCCGCAUUUUUCUUGAUUGUAAAAUAUGUUGAUCGGGAGGGGGUGUGACGUUCAUAUUUUGUCAAUAUUCAGUGUUUUAUCGUUCAUAGAAAAAUUAAAAAUUCCAGUCCGUUUUAUAAGGCGGUCUGUCAAAACGUUGACAAAUGUUUCGUUAUUAUUUAUUUCCGCUGUUUCUCUUUACUCAAUUUUUAUAUUUACACUAAGUAGAACCUCAAUUGGUUCCAUGAUGGAGCACUUAUCUCAAAACAUGUGUAUCUCAAAUCCUAUUGAAAUUAAUAAAAAAAAAUUUAAUUAGUGCUUGCCCCCCCAAAACACCACACUUUUACCAUUUAACAUGCCUCAACUCACGGCAAGGAGGCUCAUAACUCAAACUUGCUGGCAACUUAAGCCGAGAGAAAGCAUGUAUCUCAAAACAACACCACUCUAUAUUUUUCCACAAACCCCAAAACCAGUGAAGUUGGCACGUUGUGUAAAUGGUAAAUAAAAACAAUGAUUUGCAAAUCCUUUUCAACCUAUAUUCAAUUGAAUAGACUGCAAAGACAAGAUACUUAACGUUCGAACUGGAAAACAAAUUGUCGAACAGUUUAAGAACAACAUUUCUCAAUUUCACCAUCUAAGGUCUGUAAUAUAAAGUUAAAGUUAAAGUACCAAUGAUUGUCACACACACACUAGGUGUGGUGAAAUUAUUCUCUGCAUUUGACCCAUCACCCUUGAUCACCCCCUGGGAGGUGAGGGGAGCAGUGAGCAGCAGCGGUGGCCGCGCCCGGGAAUCAUUUUUUGGUGAUUUAACCCCCAAUUCCAACCCUAUCAUCAAAAGGUUCAGAGAAUCUGGAGAAAUCACUGCACGUAACAUUGAAUGCCCGUGACCUUGGAUCCCUCAGGCGGUACUGCAUCAAAAACCGACAUCAGUGUGUAAAAGAUAUCGCCACAUGGGCUCAAGAACAGAAAACCACUGUCAGUAAUAGUUUGCUGCUACAUCUGUAAGUGCAAGUUAAAACUCUACUAUGCAAAGCAAAAGCCAUUUAUCAACAACACCCAGAAACACCGUCGGCUUCGCUGGGCCUGAGCUCAUCUAAGAUGGACUGAUGCAAAGCGAA
Nerophis lumbriciformis (worm pipefish) is the source of this 7383-nucleotide messenger RNA. RefSeq names its product DnaJ (Hsp40) homolog, subfamily C, member 6 (gene dnajc6). Gene Ontology annotation, biological process: clathrin-dependent endocytosis; synaptic vesicle uncoating. Gene Ontology annotation, molecular function: clathrin binding. NCBI's taxonomy places the organism in Eukaryota, Metazoa, Chordata, Actinopteri, Syngnathiformes, Syngnathidae. Gene Ontology annotation, cellular component: cytoplasm; intracellular membrane-bounded organelle; vesicle. The record is from RefSeq and is a predicted model, not a curated record.